CCCUCACGACGGGUUUCGGCCCCCUCUUGCUAUAUGAUAAACCUCCCAGUGUCCGCCCUCUCCUCCCGUCUCGCCAGAGGCUAUCUUCCUACUCGCCAAUAACACACCGAGAAAGCGGGUGAGCUUACUCCUGUAGGAUCUGCUUCAUCCUGCCAUUAUCACACACAUUAUGAGUACAUCCGAUCCCAGCAAGCCCUGGGACAAUUCCAGUGAUAUCCUACAAGGCAUUAUGGGCACUCGGGCAGUGCCUACGUCAGGUUCUUCGCAGGUCGACCUCUCAUCCGACGGGCUGUCCCCGUCCGACCUCACGCUGGGCGAUCCGGCGUCAUUCUUGGGCUUCCAAUUCGCAUCCGAGCCAGCCAUUCCUCAUCCUAAUCAUCCAUCCAUUCUUCAACCAUGGUCACUGUAUCACAAGCAAACAUCCUCGCCCCUCCCCCAGCUAUUCGAUGCCUCCGCCUAUCCUCCGCUGACACGAUGGAGAAACGACCAAGAGGCGUGGAACCCGCUCCAAGUGACAGGUGGGCCCAUCUAUCCUGCUGCGUUCGUUGUCCCGCGUUCGCACCAAGUCUACGGCCUUGACCGCCGAUCAUCAAGUGGACAUCACAGCACACCCUCCGAGGCUGGUAGUCAGUAUACCGGUAUCCAUCUGUCCGACUCCGGAUAUAGUACGCAGGGCUGCACCACACGCUCUGUGGCUGCAUCAUACGCCCUCGAGUCGGCCUGCAGCCCAUUCCUGGCACCUCUCGACCACGAGCAGGAUGAUAGAGUAUCCGCACUCGACCUCAACACCGCCCCAUAUGGUGACGCCAUGGAUGCGUUGGACUCUCCGUCCUUGUUGUGCCAGGACGUGAUCAAGUGCGACUACCCCGGUUGUCAAUGGACUGGCAAGUGUCCUUCCGACAAGAGGAAACACGAAGCCAGACAUAAGAAGCUCUUCAAAUGCGACGAGCCGAACUGCACCCGCAAAGAGGGGUUCGGUACCAUCAACGACCUUGCUCGUCACAAGAAGUGUGUUCACAAGCAGGAGCCUGAGCGGGGGCCGAAAGUCCUCUACAUGUGCUUCGGACAUAACUGCCCACGCCGGAAUAAGAAAUGGCCUCGAUUGGACAACUUCCGUCAACAUCUUGCUCGUAUGCACAGUGACGAGGACGUUGAGGAGCUGCUACGGAGGUCGCAUGAGUGGUAUGAAACCUGCGUGAAGCCGCAGGAGCUGGGGUCCUCUUUCAUUGAUUCCCUGUCGGAAGAAGCGCCAACCCUACAGGCCGAACCAGUCUCCCAGUCCGAGAGCCUUGCGAAAGAUACAAUUCAUGGCUCUUCGGCCUCACCAGUUAGCGCUGAUAGGGGAUUUCCGUCUCCUGAAACCCUCACACCAGAUACCGUCAUGCGAAUGAAUGAAGAGUACAACGACCGUAGCGCUGACGCUGCAUCGGUUCAACCGCCGCUUGCAAAGCCACUCCCUAGCGAGCUGCCCGCUCUGAGAGCCCUCAAUCUGGAAUCUUCGUUGGAUUCAAAGGUUCCCCUACCCACCCAGCUCGACACCGCCAGAAACGGAAAGAUGGACGACAUGGUCAAUGAAGCUGCAGUCAACAUGAUCAAUGCGAUGACAAAGGCCAUGAACACCAACGAGCGAAGACGGAGCCAGCAAUCCGAGUCUGGGGACGAAAUUGUCGACCAGAGUGUGGAGCUGUCGGAUCGCAAGCGCGAUAUGCUACAAAGGAUCUUGUCCGCUGCUCUCGAUCGUCUGUCAGGGCCGUCUGGCUCCAGCCACGCCCCUUCCCAAGCCACUCCGGAUGAAGACCGUGAGAAGAAGGGCUGGAUUCAAUGUGAAUUUUGCACGAAGCGGACACGUCUGCGAUGUGAGAUGAAGAAGCAUAAGAAGCGCCACGAACGGCCAUAUGGAUGCACGUUCUCCAAGUGCAAUAAGACUUUCGGCAGCAAGGCCGAUUGGAAGCGCCACGAAAAUUCCCAGCAUUUCCACGCGCAGUGCUGGCGGUGCACCCUGCCCGAUGCCACGCAAGAGGGUCUCCCGUGUGCGCGCCUAUUCUACCGCCAGGAGAUAUACGUCCAGCACCUGAAGAAGCAUCACGAAACCGAUGACGGUGAGGUCCGGGCGUCGCUGUGCAACAAUCGGAUCAACCGCGACGGUGAUCCGCGUCCCUCGCACUACUGGUGCGGUUUUUGUCGGGUCCUGCUACCUCUGAAGACACAGGGAGUGGGCGCCUGGAACGAACGAUAUAACCACAUCGAUGUCGAGCAUUUUAAGAAAGGCGAGCGCGUGGAAGACUGGCUCCUCCCCUCUGGACAUCUAACCAAGAGUCAAGAGCGGGACGAGAUCAAGAAACAACGGGCCGACGGUAACGGUUAUGAUAGUGAGCCGGCCAUGGAUGAAAUCAGCGAUGAUGAAUCUGUGAGCAGCGAAUGUGCUGCCGAGCACGAGCCACUGCAGGAUGACUUGAUGGCAAUCGACGAGGAACCGACGCCCGAGACCGACUCGUUGCAACACAAUCAGUCUAAUUCUUACCCUCAAUCGUCGAAUUUGCGGAAGCGGAAAUUUCCGGCGCUGCAGUCUCCAACGAACCCUCACAGAGAUACCGCACAGAUGGCGGGUCUGGACAAACGGUCAAGACUCGGUUCCUCAUGGGGAUCGUUCUAUCGUGGUGAUGACACCAUGCAGCCGAGUCAGUUGCCUCACGAAGGCAGCUCGGCUUAUUGUGUUGGUCUAGCCUCGCACGAGGGGAUGCAAUAGCUUGGAAACCGAUCAAGCAGUGCUCCACCAUCUUUACAGUAUUGAUGAGCCUACUAUGGUUGGAGGAUCCUCAUGACAGAUAAGGGGGGCAUGUAACUUUAGCCACGUCCAGUCACAUUGUCAUUUGUUUUGUUUUUCAUAGCGUUAGGAUACACACAUAUAUAUAACGAAGACACGCAUACCAACAAUCAAGAUUCAAGAACAAGAUUACCAGUACUACA
Aspergillus eucalypticola CBS 122712 is the source of this 2967-nucleotide messenger RNA. RefSeq names its product putative C2H2 finger domain protein. The transcript has 5 exons. Gene Ontology annotation, cellular component: nucleus. NCBI's taxonomy places the organism in Eukaryota, Fungi, Ascomycota, Eurotiomycetes, Eurotiales, Aspergillaceae. The coding region runs from base 170 to 2746 and encodes 858 amino acids. The record is from RefSeq and is a predicted model, not a curated record. Gene Ontology annotation, biological process: regulation of transcription by RNA polymerase II.